Molecule: messenger RNA, 2919 nt
Organism: Pygocentrus nattereri (red-bellied piranha)
Lineage: Eukaryota; Metazoa; Chordata; Actinopteri; Characiformes; Serrasalmidae
Gene: rskra
Product: ribosomal protein S6 kinase related a
Exons: 12
Coding region: 137-1381 (414 amino acids)
Biological process (GO): protein phosphorylation
Molecular function (GO): ATP binding; protein serine/threonine kinase activity
Source: RefSeq, a predicted model, not a curated record
UCGCAGCAGCCCGUGUCUCCCUGCUCUCCCUGACAUACGAGCGUUUUCUCGGCGUGUUAUCGACGAUGGAGCGGCUGGUACGUCGCAGGAGGCAGAGUCUGACCUCUAACCAGCCGCCUGCUGUUGACUGAAUGUAAUGGGUGGCGUCGGGAGCAAAAACAAGACAUCGGUCUCAUUAGUGGAGAAGCGAUGUCUGUCUAACAGACAGAGGUUUCUGUCACUCCGAGAUGGGCUCGUCCACAACAGUCCAUUCAAGCAGCGGAGUGGUCAGCGCACAAAAUCCCACCUCCCCGCACAGACUCUCAGUCUGGAUGUCAGUCCUCCGCCUGCCUCCACCUCCAUGUUCCUGCCUGAGUUUCCACAUCGUGUGGGGACAAAUGUGCAUUUACAGGUUACAGGUUUUAUAGCUAAAGGCUCGUUCGGCCCAAUUCUGAAGGUAAAGGACUGGGCAAAAGACAAGACGUAUGCUGUUAAGGUUUUACCCAAAUCUGAGGUUCUAAGGCUUGGAGUUGUGGAGCAGUCAAAGGAGGAGGUUAUCAUCCAGCGGCAGCUCAGACACCCUUUCCUCCUCAGUCUGGAGGACUGUUGGCAGAGCCAGCGCAAUCUCUUCAUCAUGUGUGACUACUGCAGCACUGGAGAUCUGUACACCUACUGGACGCUGACUGGCCGGUUUGACGAGAAAGAAGUUUGUGUGUUUGCUGCCGAACUUGGCGGCGCUUUAGGUUUUCUCCAUGACUUUGGCAUAAUACACAGGGAUGUGAAGAUGGAGAACGUCCUUUUAACUGAGCAAGGUCACCUCCGCCUGGCUGAUUUCGGCCUGUCUCGUCGGCUCCAGCGCGGAGAGCGAGCGUUCACAAUCUGUGGAACAAUACAAUACAUGGCUCCUGAGGUCCUUAGUGGGGGUCCCUACAGCCAUGCUUCAGACUGGUGGUCCCUUGGCAUCUUGCUAUAUGCCCUGGCUGCUGGAGAGUUUCCUCUUCUUCCAGAGCCAGAUCACAGCAGCAUGCUGACCAAGGUGACUGACCACCUGUAUGAAAUGCCUCCAAGCUUCAGUGCUGGAUUGGCCCUGCUGCUCACGGAGCUCCUGAGUAAGACUCCCACGCGUCGCCUGCGCUGCCUGGAACGCUUCAAAAGGCAGAGAUUCUUCAGCGGCAUCUCUUUUGACUCUCAGCUACUGACGAAGGCUCCCAUUCAGCCGAUCCUUCGUCUCAAGGACCACCCGGAGCGGCCAGAGAAAUCAGCUAGGGGUUUGACGUCCGAGCAGCUGCAGAAUUUUGAAUGUGAUCUCCUCAACUCGCCCACAGAUUUGACCCAGAACCUUCCUGACACUGAAACGGACCAGGAUACCGCAGGCUCCCGAGGAGAGGAGGCGGGAAACUAGCACAUUUACUGAAGCCAUUUCCCUCAUUCACUUCAAAAACCAAAACAGUUGACAAUCAGUAAAAUCAGAUGAGAAUUUAAUGCAGUUCUGAGCAGAACUGAGCCUCCAGGAUACACACAGGCAGGCAAACGUGGGAAUGAAAAACAAGCUUCAGAAAUGGCCAAACUGGCAGUAAUAGGGCAGAGGCCAAAGCCAACAAGUGAACUCUGACUAGCUUGGUUACUCACCUGAAGUCAGUGACUGACUUCACAACAGACAAACAUAUCUGUGACGUAUACGGACCAUUCUUUAGUUCAAACUGAGGUCCUACAGUAAAAAACUGUUAUAAACAGAUAUUUGCAAGGAUUAUGUUAUGAUCUAUUUAAACCCAAGUCAUUCAUUGAGAUAAUAAUAAGCUAAAUAUUUACCAAAUCAUUAUUUAUAGGGUGCUUUCUACUGUGAGGUGUCUGUGCCAAUCCCUAACCCCCUAAACUUCAACUUGUGAAAAUAAGAAUGAAUAUUUUUUGUAUUUAAUGUCUUUUAAAGAUCAUUUUAAUGUCUUUGAUAGUGAAGGUUUAGAUUUUUAAUGAGUUUCAGUGGUAAAUAAAUAAAAACUUGAAAUAAAAACAGAAAAUGCUGCCCUCAAGGCCACAUGGUUAGCCAGAUCCCAUAUUUUGAAGUAAAUGUGAGCCAAAGUCUGAAAAUCACUGUCUAACAUUAAGAACAUUAAGAAUUGUCACUACUAAAGCACAGAUUUUCUGCAAUUAAGUAAGAAAAUGAUUGUGAUUUUAUGUGUACAACUGUUCAGAACUGUGUUUUGAUAAUACUGGUUAGCAUUUUUAAGUUAUUCUCAAAAUGAGCUAAAAUGAUCAGUAAUAAAACUUAAUGUUAAAGUGUUAAAUUGAACUGGUUUUGGCAAAAUGCACUGACUUUGACCCAGGAGCAGUAUGAAGAUGAAUUAGCAUCAUUGUUGGCUGAUGUUGACUGAUGUGCUGGACGUUAUUCUUAAUAUUUAAGUGCAGUAACGUAGUAAGCCCUGUAAAUAAACACGGUGUAAAUAGCUUUACACUAUGACUUUACUGAUGCCUUAUUUUCAAGAGAAUACACCAAAUAAUACAAAAUGCUCAUUGGGUCAAAUUUGAGCAGAAUUCAGUAGAAUUGUGUUGCUGUCAGUGUACAGUGAUGUGAAAGUGUUAUUUAUUUAAUUCCCAGUCAAAACGGCCGUUACAUUAAUGCUGUUAAAAUCAACAAAGGAGCUGCUGAUGUUCUCAGAACAGUGGACUUGGCGCCCCAGAGUCCAGACCAGAUUAGCUGAAUUGUGAGAAGCUGAAAAUGCAACCAGCUUCUAAGACUGAACUUUGGAGAUGUGAACAUAACAUCCCUCCAGAUUUCUUUGUAGACUGAAAGUGGGGCUCCUGAAAACAACGGAAGCUGUAAUAAAGCGUGUUAAAACGUAUAACUUGUACCGAAUGCGGUCAUGUCAAUACAUUUUACACCGUGUAUGUAAUACUUUGUGUGUUUUAUGUACUUUUAUCAAGACAAACUGCCGUUGGUCUUCA